UGCUCAUCGAUGGGAUCGCAGCCUAGAUAGGCAGAGGGGAACUGGCAGGGCCGCAGAGGGUGCAGUGUGGCUUCUCCCGGGUGAAACUGAGCCUUUCUUGCAGACAGAAGAUUAUGGCUGUGCUGAAGAUCUCCUCGCUCCUCGCCGUUUACGCUUUGGUGGCCUGCCAGAUGGAGAACGGCCAGGCAGUCCCGCUCAGAGCGGGCUUCGAGCCUGUCACCGACCGAGACGCCCUGGGGGACUACGAAGCUCGGCGGUUACUCAACGCCCUGGUGAAGGAAUACGUCCAGAUGACCGCGGAAGACCCGCUCCAGAGCAGCGAAGGCAGUAGCUUGGAUAGACCUAUUUCCAAACGUUGUGCCAACCUGAGCACUUGUGUGCUGGGCAAACUGUCUCAAGAAUUGCACAAGUUGCAAACAUACCCUCGUACUGACGUCGGGGCUGGAACGCCUGGCAAGAAAAGGAAUGUGUUGAGUGAGCUGGAAAAUGAACGCUAUGCAAACUACUGAGGAAGCCCCCUCGGAAGCAACUAGAUGGGCUCGGCUUCCUCUUUGAUUUUA
This is a messenger RNA of Protobothrops mucrosquamatus (brown spotted pit viper), 560 nucleotides long. Its product is annotated as calcitonin-like. The record is from RefSeq and is a predicted model, not a curated record. The transcript is spliced from 3 exons. Gene Ontology annotation, cellular component: extracellular region. Lineage: Eukaryota; Metazoa; Chordata; Lepidosauria; Squamata; Viperidae. The coding region runs from base 114 to 509 and encodes 131 amino acids. Gene Ontology annotation, molecular function: calcitonin receptor binding; hormone activity.